AUCCAUGCUGCACACGAGUGAAGGGAUUUCUGCUGGUUUCAAUCAUGGCAGCGGAUUCUGAAACUUUGAAUGAUGUCGAGGAUUUCCAAACCUUCGUGACUCUACACAGCAGGGCCCUGCAGUCCUCGGGGAUUCCCAGUCUCUACUGGAACAGUCUGCAUCACAAAAUAUCUAACGAGAUUUACGAUGCCGGGGACGUUUUCGGAAUAAUGCAGGUCCUGCAAAAAGAAGAGGAAGAAAAUGACGGGAGGCAGAAAGACGAUGGUGGAGCCGUCAUCGGUUGUAAAGUGGUGGUUACCCGGGACAGCGGGCUGCAGGUCUCCCAGCCGGACAGUGUAUUCCUGGUUGAUCACGCGUGGACGUACCAUGUGGAGCAGGCGCGGCAGCAGCUGGAGCAGAUCCCGGGCCUGCUGCACAGAAUGGCCUCCCUCAUGGGGGUUCCCUUUCACGGGGAAGUUCCCAAUCCAGACACCGUUUCACUGGUCUUAGAGGAAAUGUGGAAGUACAACCAAACCUAUCACAUAUCUCAGGGGUCAGCAGAGGAGAAGGUUCCGGUGUGGUACAUUAUGGAUGAGUUUGGCUCCCAGGUGCAGCACUCCCACCAGCCCACUUGUUGCAUGGCUCCUUUCUUUUACACGCAGGGCCAGUUGGCCUACACUGUGCUCUGGCCUCGCCAGGAUCUGCUGAAAGGAGAGGAAGUUACUCGUGACUUUGCUUAUGGAGAAGCUGAUCAACUGGUGAGGCGUUGUCGUCUCCUCCCCUGGAUAUGUGAUGAUCUGGAGGGCGUGAGCAGCGUCAUCUCGGAGCCAUCAGACCUGUAUUACGAGACUAUUGUGGCGGAAAACAGAGAGCAACUUCCUGUGGAAAUUAAACCAUACACUUUUCCCGAGGACAAAAUCUUCAAAGUUUUCUCAGAAAUGUCACAAGUAACCAACAACCUGACUCACCCACGCUUCCAGCUGACAGAAGAGGAGGAAGAAGCUGAUAUCAUCUGGGCUUAUAACCACAUCAAAGACUACAGGAAACUGAGUGAGGAUCGACCUGAGGUUCUGCUGAACCAGUUUCCCUGUGAGAGCAUCGUCACGGUGAAGGAUUCUCUGGCUGCCGUUGCUCGCAGAGUGAAAGCUGGUCAGUCUCCUGACUGGCUCCCCCAGACCUUCAACCUGCAGACAGAGCUGCCACAGUUCACCAAACACUUCCAGCUCAGACAUCAGAGGGCGGAAGAUAACCACUGGAUCUGUAAGCCCUGGAACUUAGCCCGCGGCCUGGACAUACACGUUACCAACAACCUGGACUACAUCAUCAGACAGAGAGAGAGCACACCCAAGGUGGUGUGUAAGUACAUUGAGGAUCCAGUUCUGUUCCACAGGGAGGAAGUGGGAAUGGUGAAGUUUGAUUUCCGUUACAUGCUGAUGUUGCGAUCUCUGCAGCCUCUGCGUCUUUACGCUUACGACGUAUUCUGGCUCCGCUUUGCUAACAGACCGUUCUCCUUGGACCAUUUUGAUGAUUACCAGAAACAUUUCACUGUAAUGAACUAUGCUGAAGGCGUGGACCUUAAACAGGUGCACUACGAUGAGUUCAUCCCCAAGUUUGAAGAGCAGUUCCCUCAGUAUCCAUGGAAGGAUGUGGAAGCCAAGUUGUUUGCAGCGUUCAGGGAUCUGUUUGAAGCAGCUUCGUCCCGGCCAGCUCCGUACGGGAUCUGUCCUUAUCCCUCAUCCCGGGCCAUCUACGCUGCUGACGUCAUGCUCAAGUGGAGCACAGGACCACAUGGUGAGCGGGUCAUGCAGCCUCAGAUCCUGGAGCUGAACUUCAGCCCCGACUGUGCCCGGGCCUGUUUGUACCACCCCGACUUCUACAACCACAUGUUCCAGACGCUGUUCCUGGACCGGCCGGAGGACUGCCCCGUCACACGGAUACUAUAACCAAUCAGCCGGAGGACUGCCCCGUCACACGGAUACUAUAACCAAUCAGCCGGAGGACUGCCCCGUCACACAGAUACUAUAACCAGCUCCAUCUCAGAACUAUGUCUCUGUUGUUUUACUGGUUAUUGAAAGACAUCUCCUGGACUGUCAAUAAUGAACUGGUUCACCAGUUUCAUUGGAGCAAUGUUAAUCUGAUGUUGUUUUUGCAUCUUCAUCAUCUUUGUUAGUUUUGUCAACUCAUUUAAAAAAGAAUACUGAAAGGUUGUUUUGAAAAACUGGAUGUGAAUAAAUCUAAAACAAAUAAGAAGCAAUGAAGUUGGAGUUGAAUAAAC
Molecule: messenger RNA, 2254 nt
Organism: Cololabis saira (Pacific saury)
Lineage: Eukaryota; Metazoa; Chordata; Actinopteri; Beloniformes; Belonidae
Gene: ttll12
Product: tubulin tyrosine ligase-like family, member 12
Exons: 14
Coding region: 45-1922 (625 amino acids)
Biological process (GO): protein modification process
Source: RefSeq, a predicted model, not a curated record